This is a messenger RNA of Andrographis paniculata, 3468 nucleotides long. Its product is annotated as polygalacturonate 4-alpha-galacturonosyltransferase-like. The record is from RefSeq and is a predicted model, not a curated record. NCBI's taxonomy places the organism in Eukaryota, Viridiplantae, Streptophyta, Magnoliopsida, Lamiales, Acanthaceae. The transcript is spliced from 11 exons. Bases 159 to 2210 code for a protein of 683 amino acids. Gene Ontology annotation, molecular function: polygalacturonate 4-alpha-galacturonosyltransferase activity.
UACAUACAUACAUUUCCCAGAAUGGGCAACGGAAGGCAGGCAGAUAGAAAGGUGGAGAUUCAAGAAGCAGGUGUUCGUACGUGCAAAUCCACAUUGUUCCCUUCCAUACAAGUUAUGAACUGAGAGGAUCCGAUAUCCCCUUCAAUAUUCUGCGGGCCAUGGCGAAUAAGAGGGGAUUAUUAGCUCGAGCAGGCAUCCACAGGAGUAGAGGCAUUGGAUCUCGCUUCUAUAUUGCUUUCAUAGUUGUCGUCGUCUUCGCAUUCAUCGCAUUCUCCUUUUUCUCAGGCGGCCGCGGCCGCGGCCGCAGCCGCUUUACCGGUCCAAAUGAGUUAAAUGUUGUUUCUGGCGGGCAGGAUUUAAAUUGGAGAGGAAGACUAGUGUUGCAGUAUCUUAAGCCUUUAUUUUCUAAGGAGGUAAUUGAUGUCAUUAACGCCAACACUCAUGAUUUGGGGCCCUUAAGUGUCAAUUUUUUACGGAAUCAUCUGUCUCCAUCUUGGAAAGAUACUGCACUUAGAGUGGAUACUAAUAAUGAAACAUCAUUUGAGUUUAUUGGAGAAGCUUCAGAGACAAAACAAGAUUCUGUAGACAAAGAAAAAUACAAUUCAACAGAUGGAGCCUCUGCAUUUCUUGAUUCACCAACUAAAGUGGCCAGAAGGCAAUUGAGGGAACAGUUACGUGAAAAGCGUGCUGCUGAGUUGUUGAAGCAAGACGAUGAAGUGACCAUCAAGCUUGAAAACGCAGCAAUUCAACGAUCAAAAUCAGUUGACUCUUCUGUUUUGGGGAAGUAUAGUAUUUGGAGGAAAGAAAUUGAGAAUGAAAAUGCUGAUUCAACUGUGCGCUUGAUACGGGAUCAAAUGAUCAUGGCCAGGGUGUAUAUUAGCCUUGCCAAGAUGAAAAACAAGCUUGAUUUGGCCAAUGAGCUAAAGAUCCGGCUCAAAGAAAGUCAGCAUUCUUUAGGAGAGGCAAUUGCUGAUUCCGAUUUACAUUCAAGUGCACCAGAAAAAAUUAAAUUGAUGGGGCAAGUGUUAUCUAAAGCAAAAGGACAAUUGUAUGACUGCAACCUGGUCACUGGGAAGCUAAGAUCCAUGCUACAAUCUGCAGAUGAGCAAGUGAGAACUUUGAAAAAGCAGAGCAUGUUCCUUAGCCAACUAGCUGCAAAGACAAUUCCGAAUGGGCUUCAUUGUUUAUCCAUGCGCUUAACCAUAGACUAUUACCUCCUUCCAUUAGAGAAAAGGAAGUUCCCUCGAAGGAAGAAUCUAGAAGAUCCUAGUCUUUACCACUAUGCUCUCUUUUCUGACAAUGUUCUUGCUGCUUCAGUUGUUGUCAACUCAACCAUAAUGAAUGCAAAGGAACCUGAGAAACAUGUUUUCCAUCUUGUUACUGAUAAGUUGAACUUUGGUGCGAUGAAUAUGUGGUUUCUUUUGAACCCUCCUGGUAAAGCCACAAUUCACGUAGAGAAUGUUGAUGAAUUCAAGUGGCUCAACUCAUCGUAUUGUCCUGUUCUCCGUCAGCUGGAGUCUGCUGCCAUGAAAGAAUACUAUUUCAAGGCAGAUCAUCCAUCCACUUCUGGUUCUUCUAACCUGAAAUAUAGGAACCCGAAGUAUCUUUCAAUGUUAAACCAUCUGAGGUUUUACCUACCUCAGGUUUACCCAAAGUUAGAUAAAAUUCUCUUCCUCGAUGAUGACAUAGUUGUCCAGAAAGACUUAACUGGCUUAUGGGAAGUAGAUCUUCAUGGAAAAGUAAAUGGUGCAGUAGAAACCUGUGGCGAAAGUUUUCACCGGUUUGACAAAUACCUGAACUUCUCCAAUCCUCACAUUGCCAAGAACUUUGAUCCGAACGCCUGUGGGUGGGCAUAUGGAAUGAACAUCUUCGACCUUAAGGUGUGGAAGAAGAAGGAUAUAACUGGUAUCUACCAUAAAUGGCAGAAUAUGAAUGAAGACAGGGCUCUCUGGAAACUUGGGACACUACCUCCAGGUCUGAUUACCUUCUAUGGGCUCACACACCCUCUAGAGAAAACAUGGCAUGUGCUCGGCUUGGGCUACAAUCCUAGCAUCGACAAAUCUGAAAUCGAGAAUGCAGCAGUUAUACAUUACAACGGAAACAUGAAGCCCUGGCUAGAGCUGGCAAUGACCAAGUACAAGUCAUACUGGACGAAGUAUAUAAAAUACGGCCACCCCUACAUCCGCAACUGUAAAAUAACCGAACCUUAGAAUGACCAAAAGCUUAAGGGGCCGACAGCCAUUCUAACUCACGGCUUCCCCUUACAACGAGGAAUGAGGUGAUGACAGUCGCACGUAAAACUUCCAGCAAAGGCAAGUUUGUCCUCCCCCCAUCGUUACAUCUUAUUCUUUGAUUCGGUUCUAUUCAUCAAAUGUAGGUCAUUGAGAAAAACCUUGGAUGAGCAAAAAUGGCUAGCCUGAUUGGCAAUGUGUUUGUUGUUUAGUCGAAGAAGCUUCUCUACUAACUCUAAAUUCUUUGGACACCCCACUUGGUAUACAAAAUGUAGUAGCUCUACUUCCCAUUUUCUUACAAGAUUUGUGUCAAUGCUGAACAUUAGAAAAAAAAAAAAAGGGUUCUGUUUUUUUCUGUCCCAUUGGCAACAAGGCUACAUCAAUGCCCUUGUACAGGUUUCAUUUUCUUGCAUUCAAAAUAUCUGUAAUGGGCCCCCCCAUUUGGCUAUCUUUCCCUACACUUUAUCGAAUAAAAAUCUAAUCCCCGGUGGCAAAAACUUUCAAAUUUUGAACUGCAUUCAUACAUUGAUUAUGUAGUUUUGUAAAGACGAAAGGUUUCUUCAUCCAGACAGUGAAAGUCUCGAAAUAAACAAAACUGGGGUCUGACUUUACCUUGUCAUUACAAAAAUGGGACAGUAGAAAAUAAAAAAAUAUCUGCGUUUCCAUGAGAUAUUAAUUUAUUUAUUAUCCAAAAAAAAUGAAAAAAGCAAAAAAGCAAUGCACUACUAUCUUGAAUAAGACAGCUUAUGGGGUAAUAAAUGAAGUAAGAUUAUUUGUGUAGGUUGUCCCGACCCAUCAUAAUUACAUAACACCAGUAAACUGAUGCCACUGCACUGUACUGUCCUAAUCCUAUUCCUAUUCCUAUUCCUGUUCCUCUCUCUAUCUAACUUGAAUUAGCGAUCAAUUGAUUUAUUAAAAUAUGUAUCACUUAAAUUUAAAAAUACAACUAUUUAUAAAAGAUAAAUAUUUGAUAAUGCAAUUUUGCUGAGAUAUUUUUAUUAAUUAAUUCGGCGCGGGAGCCGAACUUUCUUUUGGCUUAAGCCGACUCACACCACCAUUUCCUGCAUUCACUCUCGGCUUGCCAUUGCCAAUUUGCCAGUCAGUCACUGAACAUCCAUCGUCGUUCUCCCCACCCUUAGCUUCCGUUUUCUUCAAUUCACCACUUUUCUACAAUUCCAUAAGUCCUUAAUUAUUCAGAUCCGCUGAGCGAUUAAAAGCUUUUUAUUGGAAUUAUUAA